Molecule: messenger RNA, 3608 nt
Organism: Telopea speciosissima
Lineage: Eukaryota; Viridiplantae; Streptophyta; Magnoliopsida; Proteales; Proteaceae
Product: probable zinc transporter protein DDB_G0291141
Exons: 2
Coding region: 69-2957 (962 amino acids)
Biological process (GO): zinc ion transport; transmembrane transport; intracellular zinc ion homeostasis
Cellular component (GO): Golgi apparatus; membrane
Molecular function (GO): zinc ion transmembrane transporter activity
Source: RefSeq, a predicted model, not a curated record
CUGUUACUGCUACGAGACUGCAUCUCUCUUCCCUUUCCUCUUCUUCAGAGAAACCAGAGCCGUUCGCCAUGUCCGACCACAAUCAACACGAACACCAUCACCAUCUAUUCCGACCUCAUCGUCUCUCACUCCCUCCACGCACCCCUACCCCGGCGUCGUCCACCCCAUCGAGACCUUACCCUCUAUAUCCUUCCUACACUGCAGCAACUCCCACACCAACCCCUUCCACCUCCAAGUACCGUCUCUCUUCUUUCCCUUCCUCCAACAAUAGACAAAACAACAACCCCUUUUCUUUCUCAUCUCUAUUCCUUCUCCUCUUCUCGCUUCGUUCUCUCUAUUCUCUUCUCCCCUUUCUUCGUUCUUCCCCUUCUUUCUCUCUCUUCCCUCUCACCUUCCUCGUCUCUCUCCUCUCUUUCCUUCUCACCUUUGCAUUCUCUCUAUUCUUCUCUUCCUCGAAAGACCCUUUUCGACGACAACUCAAACAACAGCUCUUCUUUUCUCUGACCUCAAUUCCUCAAUCUCAGCUUCGUGUCCUUUUAGCCAAAUCCAUCCUUCUUGCCGUUGUCUUUCUCCUGCGAUUUCAAGCCCUUCGAUACUGUGGUACUGCGGCGACCAUUUUGGCUGAAUUGACUGGAAUUAUUGCCGCGAGGUUCGUUGCCGAGGGUCGUGAUCCGAAUACUGGUGAUCGUGAUCGAAAUCACGCCUCUAAGGUUCGUGGAUUCUCCGCCCUUUUUGUUGGGUUGUUUCUUCUGUCGAUUAGUUGGGAUCGGAUUGAAUGUUUCCCUUUGUCUUCCAUCAAUGUUGGUAAUGGGGGUUUGUCUCUGUUCCCCGGUGGAAAUUGUGUUAGGAUUUGGCCCAUGUUGCUCCCAUUUCUUUCUGGGUUUUUGGGGUCUUACGAGAGGGUUUCCGCGAAUUGGGUGUCGAUUAGGCAGUUGGGUCGAAAACAGGUUCGACUGAUUUCGCUGUUUCUCACUACCAGUAUUCUUUUCUUCCCGGCAGUCAUUAGCUUUCUCAUGUUGGAAGAAGAGGGAAAUGAUGUUUCUAUUGGAAACUAUGGUUGGCCUCUGGCGAAUACUGUUGUCUUUGGUGUUCUUUUGAGUGACAAUUAUGCUGAAGAUAAGUUUGCUAGUUCAAUGAAUUUUCGGAGGGAAUUUUUGGUGACAUUUUUUUGUACUAUUGUUCUGGAGCUCUUCUACUUCCCUGAGCUGUCGCUUUGGGGGUUAGUAUUCUGUGGUUUCUUGCUCUGGAUUUCUGUUAAGGAAUUGGAUCCUGCUUCUUUAAACCACCCUGAACUAGGUUCAGAUUCUACAGAAUCGUUUUCUUCAAUGAUCAUGAAGCCCAUUCGCCACAUAUUGAGUGAGAGGAAAUCCCGUAAGAUUGCACUUUUCCUUUUAAUCAAUACAGCGUACAUGGUUGUUGAAUUUGUUGCUGGGUUCAUGAGCAACAGCCUCGGAUUGAUAUCUGAUGCCUGCCACAUGUUAUUUGAUUGUGCUGCUCUUGCAAUUGGUCUGUAUGCUUCAUACAUCUCGAGGUUGCCUGCUAACAAUCAGUUCAAUUAUGGUCGGGGAAGAUUUGAAGUUCUUUCGGGAUAUGUUAAUGCAGUCUUUCUGGUUCUGGUUGGAGCACUUAUCGUGCUAGAGUCACUUGAGAGGAUUUUGGAUCCUCAGGAGAUUUCAACUAAUAGCCUGUUAACUGUUUCAAUUGGAGGGCUUGUGGUGAAUGUGGUGGGUUUGAUCUUCUUCCAUGAAGAGCAUCAUCAUGCCCAUGGUGGAGCUGGAUCGUGUUCACAUUCACAAUCCCACAGCGAUCAUCACCACCAUCAUCACCAUCAUCAUCAUUCACAUGACCACACUGAACAUGAUCAUAAACGCCAUGGUGAGCAUCACAAUUGUAUGUCGGUCUCCCAUGAGGAAGGUGGCCAUGAUCACUCUCAUGCUCAUGAAUCAGAUUUUCAUAGUCAUUCAUUGUGUUCGGAUUCACAUUCCCAUAACCAGCAUCAUCAUCAUUCACAUGACCAUGCUAAGCAUGAUCUUAAACUCCAUGAUGAACAUCACAAGUGUAUCUCUGUCUCCCACGAGUCACAUGAAAAAUCACAUGCAUUGGAUGACCUCCACGGACACCAUGACCAUUUUGGAAGCUCAAGUGGGGAUAAUAAUAUCUGCAGGGAAGGUGGCCAUGAUCAGCAACACCACAGUCAUCAACAUAAUUGUCAUGACCAUGCUUACAAACACGACUGCCAUGACCAUCGUCAUGUGGACCAUCUUGCUGGUGGAACCACUCCUAUCGCUUCAAGAAGUUUGGAGAUUCAACUACGAGAAGAUCAACUGAAUGCAGUCCCACUGUUGCACACAGAUAGUUUCAGUCUGAGUGAUCACUCGAUGUCUUCUCACACUCAUGCUCUCAAAUCAGAUUUUCAUAGUCAUUCUGCAUUAGGAAAUACUGGGCCUCUAUCAAAGGAAUCAUCAUCCGAAACAAAACUACCUCAGGAACCACGUAUGCACCAUCACCACAUUGACCACAACAUGGAAGGCAUCUUCUUGCAUGUUCUAGCAGACACAAUGGGAAGUGUUGGGGUUGUAAUAUCGACGCUCCUAAUUAAGUACAAGGGGUGGCUCAUUGCUGACCCUGCUUGUUCAAUAUUUAUUUCGGUGUUGAUCAUAGCUUCAGUAAUCCCACUGCUGAGAAACUCUGCUGAAGUUUUGCUACAAAGAGUCCCAAGAGCGCAUGAGCAGGAUCUGAAGGUAGCUCUGGAUGAUGUUAUGAGGAUAAAGGGGGUCUGCGGUGUUCAGAAUCUUCAUGUAUGGAGCUUCACAAACACAGAUGUUGUGGGUACUCUACAUCUUCACGUCUCCACAGAAACUGAUAAAGCUUCUACAAAGGCACAGGUGGCACAUAUCUUGAAUGAUGCUGGAGUCAAGGAUUUAACAAUUCAGGUUGAAUGCGUCAAGGGAGACUAGACGAAGAACUAUGGGUCAAAUUUGGACACCCACAUCCAGGUCAUAUGUUCUUCAUCUAUCAUCCCAAAUGACUGUUGAAUUUUUUGAAGCAACUGGUGUUUUGGAAAGGGAUGGUCUUGAUCAAUCUUUGGAACUGAUGUGAUGGUGGAAAUUCUGUAGGGGUGGAUUUUCUCAGAAUUAACUCUUCUUUGCUUUCUUUUCUUUAUCAUUGUGUUUCCCUGAUGCUACCCCUUCAGAAAGAUGUUUUCUAUAGUGCAACAGCAUGAAAAUUGAGUUUUAUCAAUUACCAAACAUCAGAAGUGGUAUUAUGAAGUUAUAUCAAGUUUGAAGCUGGUCAUGAGACCAAGUAACUGGCUCCUUCCAGGAUGAUGUCUUUCUUUCGGAUCAGUUGGAGACUUGUAAAGGAACAUAUGACAGGCACAUAGAAGUGUAUGUCGCUCAUCCUUGUACUUUCAAUAGUUAAACCGGCUUUGCAUGUCAACUUUUAAUUUCACUAAAUAGAGAGCAAACAACUAGAAGUGUGCUUGGUGCAUUUUUUGCCAAAUAGUGACAUUGCUGGUUUGCUUGGUUAUUCAGAAUACAUAAUGUUACCUUAGGGAAUUAUAAAUUUGACAUCCUCAUUACGCAAAUUUUCACUUUCCUUUUAUAAAA